Molecule: messenger RNA, 2940 nt
Organism: Mirounga angustirostris (Northern elephant seal)
Lineage: Eukaryota; Metazoa; Chordata; Mammalia; Carnivora; Phocidae
Product: HLA class II histocompatibility antigen, DP beta 1 chain-like
Exons: 3
Coding region: 992-1276 (94 amino acids)
Source: RefSeq, a predicted model, not a curated record
GCAAUGGAUACUUUUCUGCCCUCUGGAGGGAGCUAUCCAAAAGAAGAAACUGCACUUGGAAAUUGACCUAUGAGCAGCACAGAAGAUGAAGAAGGAGAAGAGGGGCCAUCAAGCAGAGAAAUGUGGAGGUACAGAUAACAUCUGACUAUUUUUGGGAUUCUUCAAGGAGCCUGAGAAGACAUUUUGCAGAAGAGGAACUUAAAGGACUAGUAUUCCUACUGAUGAAGCAUGUAGGGGCUCAGAAUACUGGGUUUGAGGAUAUCACUAUAAAUAUGAAGAUUUUGGACUUUUGUAGAAAAAAUAUUUAAGUUAUUUAAAGAAUAAGCCAUAUCAAACUUGCUUAAUUUCCUUCAUUUAAAAAAAAUAGUUAUUAGAUUCAUAUAACAAGAGAAUGCUAUUGUCUGUAUAUUUAAUUUUUAGAAAUUAUUUGAGCAAAUUUUUCAUCCUUUUAAUCAAGAUUGAAAACAUAGGUCAUUUCACAGCCAGUUAUAUAUUCUUUGUCCAAAGGCUAUUAGUCACUAACUUACAGUUAAAAUUUCUUUUUUUUUUUUUUACAGUUAAAAUUUCUGCUAAAUGUGCCACAAAGUGCUGCCUUGUCUCUCUCCCAUUCUUCUCAAUCCUUAUUAUAUAAUUCGAGGUCAUGAAUAUUCCAUUUGAAGGUUUAUUUCAUCUGUUCAGUACCACCCAUAUCUCCUAGCCUAAUUAUAUCAUUUAUAUUUUAAACAUCUAGAAAUCAACUCUAUAACGAAAAUGUCUAAGAAAUAAUAAUCUCAUAUGCCAUUAGCUUUUCUUCCUCUUUACAGUUCUUAGUCAAGCCUAAAGUGAAUACCUCCCCUUUGAAGAAUGGAACCCCCUUUGAAGAAUGGAACCCUCUUUACAGUUCUUAGUCAAGCCUAAAGUGAAUACCUCCCCUUUGAAGAAUGGAACCCUAUCUCAGCCUUCUUGUGUACCAUGUGACAGAUUCUAUCCAGGCCACAUUCAACCCCACUAAAUGGACAGGAGGAAAACAGCUAGGGUUAUGUCCACCAACCUUAUCCAUAAUAAAGACUGGAUCUUCCAGAUCCUGGUGAUGCUGGCAAUGACCCUUCAGCAGGGAGAUGGCUGGACCUGCCAAGUGGAGCACCCCAGCCUGGAUGGUCCUGUCACUGUGGAGUGGAGCACACUGAUUCUGCCCAGAGGAACGCUGGCUGGAAUCUCAAGCUUUGUGCUGGGGCUCAUCUUCCUUGUAGUGGGCAUCUUAGUGCAUAUGAGGAGCAAGAAAGGUAAGAAAACCUGAGAGGUGGCUGAGGUUUGCUUUCCCCUGACUUAGUCACCCAUCUUCCAUGAUAAGGAACUGACACACAAAAGCAAUGCCAGAGAAUCCUGGAGGCCACUGAAAUCAGAUUGUCAGGGAGCAAAAACAGGCUGGAGGGAGAGAGAAAUUCGCAGGCUGGAAUCUUAUCUCAACCAGACGCAUGGGGGCUGCAGAUACUCAGGUCAUGCCUAAGUUCAUUUAGUAAUGGAUUAGUCUUCAACCAGCCCCUGCCUUACUUCCCAGGGAUCAGACCAUGGCAAUGAAAAUGAGAUUGGAAAGUUUAUCUAAUUGUCUAAGAUGCUUUUAAUGGCUGAAGACAUUCCCCUUUCUCCUUUCAUUUUCACGUAAUGAGAAUCUUGAAAACCAAGUAAUACUCCUGCUUUGUUUUUCUCGGUGGGUGGGUUGCAGAAAGUCCUUUCUUUUUUCUUUCUUUUUUUUUUUUUAAGAUUUUAUUUAUUUAUUUGACAGAGAGAGACACAGCGAGAGAGGGAACACAAGCAGAGGGAGUGGGAAAGGAAGAAGCAGGCUUCCCGCGGAGCAGGGAGCCUCAUGCGGGGCUCGAUCCCAGGACCCUGGGAUCAUGACCUGAGCCAAGGGCAGACGCUUAAUGGCUGAGCCACCCAGGCACCCCGCAGAAAGUCCUUUCAUUGCACUGUUACUCUGAGUCAUCUACUGGGAGAGGGUCUCAGGCCUGAGCCUCUCUUUAAACUUCAGCCCGUUAGCAAGUGUGGAAAACGAGCGUUACUUUAUUCCACUGAUGAAGGAAGCCCAGAAAAAUUCUUAUUUUUCAUCAGGCUAAGACUCAGUCUCACCAAAUUUUUCUUUCCUGAGCCUUAGAGGAAGAGAAGUCAGCAACCUGAGAUAACUUUUCCUUUUACCUCUGCAGGUUCCUGAUCUGACCCAAAGACCUCCAUGUGCCCCGGAACAAGCAUUUUUCUAUCUUUCCUCAGUCCCAGAGGCUGGUUCCGGGACAGACUUCAGCCUCCCAAGAGGAUGUUACUACCAAGUGCAUUUGCAGUGGCUGCUGUGAGGCAGACAGUGGGGAGAGAAUGAGGCAGAGCAGGGCAGGGAGGAGCUCUGAAUGCAGGACAUAUUUCCCUAUCUGGUGGAGGGAAAAGGGGUGGAAGUGAAACAGCUCAGCGGGGCUCAGCCAUCCAGAAAAUGUCGGAAGGAGCAUCUCAGUGUCUGGGAAAGAGGCGAGAAGCGACGCGGCUGAGAAAGUCCUAACCUAUGUGGGGUUCAGGGAUAAGAGGAAGAGAACAAAAAGGGAGACAUGAUAAUCACCUUCCUUUUAAUGGGAUCGAUUAGAAAUACAUCUUUGAAAUUGAUCCUGGAACAUUUUUUAUUUGUAGUAACUUUUGUGAAUGGAUAAUUUUCUUCAUAAUUUCAUGUUGAUUUUUUGUAUCAUGUAAGAAUUCACUUGAUUGUUAAGUAAUGAUAUAUUUUACCCUUUCAUUCCUUUGAUAAUUUUGGAGGAAUCUGAUAAUAUUUGAUCAAAAAUUUCCAGACAGUCCCGCAUCGGGCUCCCUGCUCGGCAGGGAGUCUGCUUCUCCCUCUGACCCUCCCCCCUCUCAUGUGCUCUCUGUCUCUCUCAUUCUCUCUGUCUCAAAUAAAUAAAUAAAAUCUUAAAAAAAAAAAAAUUUCCA